AUGGAUGCACAAAAUAAGAAUAUAACAUGCGCUACAGAUGCUGAAAUUGACUCUGUAUUUGAUAGAUUAUCAGUCAAUGUUGCAUUAAUGAAUCAAUUUGUUGAUGUUAAUGAUAACUCAGCAAAUCCAAUUAAAACUUUGAUUAAAACAUAGUACAUGACUAGUAAUUCAAUGCUUUCAAGCAACUAAAUAAUCAAGAUAAGUUAGAAUUACGUCAUUUUAAGUGAUAGCUAAUUUUCAAGUUAGCUCGAUCAAUAAAAUCUCACCUACUAUAGUACACGCUUAGAUGCUUUUUUUACAGCAUCAUAGCUUAACAGUGAAGCAAAUAUGAGUUUAUAUCUGGCACUUGAUGAGAAUGUUUUUACUUCUACCAGAGUUGUAUAUACAGUUGCAGAUGCUCUUUCAACUACAGGAGGAUUCCUAGGAAUAAUCUCAAUAAUUCUAAACUACCUUUUAUGCUGGCUUUAAGACAUUAUCUUUUAUCAAUAAAUUAUUUAUGAUAUGUUCUAUGUUGAAAAGUAAAAUGAUAUGCCCAGAGUAUUAAUUGAAAAUAGUCAAUACAACUUGAAACUCAAUCCAAGCAUAGGAUUAAGGGAAAAUUAAGAUUCCAGCAAUAGAAAUCAGCUUAAGAUCAAAGAUAAUUGCGAUCAAUAUUAGACUAUUCUAAAUUCUAUUAAGCAAAGAGUUAAAUUCAAGUUCACAUUAGGAGAUUUAAUUAGAGCUUUAUGCUUAUGUAUAAGAACUGCUAGUUCUAAGAAAAUUCAGCUUAGGAGGAAACUAUUUCAGAUUGCUAGGUAAAAGAUUGAUAAACGAUUUGAAAUAGAAAGAAUAUUUGAGACUAUGAAGACUACUAGAUUACUAAAUAAAAUUAUUCUAUCAAAGUAUUAAAGAAUGCUAACUCCGUAUUUCAGAUCAAGUUUAGUAAGAAUUAAAGUCGAUUUGAGUGACAUUAAAAAUGCAGACUAAAAGUAGAAUCAUUUGCAAUAAAAAGAAGAGGUAUCUGAUUGGCAAUCUAUGUCUAAAUUACAAAGGAGACAGUUGAAAUUUAAGGUUAAUCAAGAAUAUUGA
Stylonychia lemnae is the source of this 1068-nucleotide messenger RNA. NCBI's taxonomy places the organism in Eukaryota, Ciliophora, Spirotrichea, Sporadotrichida, Oxytrichidae. The record is from the annotation of a GenBank genome assembly.